Messenger RNA from Haliotis rufescens (red abalone), 3339 nucleotides. RefSeq names its product crossover junction endonuclease MUS81-like. Gene Ontology annotation, cellular component: Holliday junction resolvase complex; nucleus. Gene Ontology annotation, molecular function: 3'-flap endonuclease activity; crossover junction DNA endonuclease activity; DNA binding. The record is from RefSeq and is a predicted model, not a curated record. Bases 75 to 2741 code for a protein of 888 amino acids. Gene Ontology annotation, biological process: resolution of meiotic recombination intermediates; double-strand break repair via break-induced replication; DNA catabolic process. The transcript has 21 exons. NCBI's taxonomy places the organism in Eukaryota, Metazoa, Mollusca, Gastropoda, Lepetellida, Haliotidae.
GUUCUACUUCCGAUAUUUUGGCGGAAAAAUUUGAUUUGCAAGGCUGGUAAUUUCGUGAUAAUUCAUAACGGAAAAUGACUUCCGUUCUGGGAAAACGUAAGAAGAAGCUACCAAAAUGUCCGAAUCCACUGUUUGAACGCUGGCUGCAAGAAUGGAGAGACGAGGCAGCAGAGAAAGGAUGGAAGUCACAGUAUAUCUACAGCAAGGCGCUCAAGUCACUGAAAUGUUUUCCACUCCACCUCGACACAGGGAAAGACUGCAAAAUACUGCAAAACUUUGGUGACAAGAUAUGCAAGAUGCUUGAUGACAGACUGACAAAGCACAUUGAAACCUAUGGUAGUUCUGAUGCUGUACCUCAAAGUGAAGAGGAUGGAGACAUGCUACCUCCCCCUCACUCCAAAAAAACAACCAAUCAAUCAGCACCAGCAACACAUGCUAUUCCAGCCAAUGACAGUUCGCAUAUUAGACAGACAGUCCCAUCAGCAUCAGCAACACAUGCAUCAUCAAUGUCUAACUCCAUAGACACCACUGGGAGUAUUUCAUUGGGCUCUGAUGAGGAACAUGCAGGAAGACCACAGAGAAAACGCCGGAAGUCAUCCGGAAGUAAAGGCUCCAGAGAUUACAUCCCAGCGUUCCGAUCUGGAGCCUAUGCUAUCCUGCUGAGCUUGUACAGAAAUAUGCAGGACCCAGACACCAGGGGCUUCAUGACAAAGGCUGAGAUUGUGAGAGGAGCCCAGCCUCUCGCUGACAAGUCAUUUUCAGUGGCAGACCCAGGCUGCCGGUACACGUCCUGGUCCUCGAUGGGCACACUGAUCAAGAAGGGGCUCAUCAUCAAGGAGAGCAGUCCGGCAAAAUACAGUCUGACGGACACAGGGUGUGAGUUAGCUCACCGUCUCGAGGUUGUGGACAAUGGAGGGGAGAUGACCGAUGUGUCCAGCACACAUACACGUGUCCCUCCACUGCCCUCCCGCAUCCCCCCUCAGCUGCCAUCUCUGCAUGCAAUGUCAGACAGUGAAGGGGAGACGACUGCUCCCACGUACAGGAACCCUGCUCGUCUACCUGCCCUUCAUGCGAUGUCCGACAGUGAAGGGGAGACAACUGUUCCGACUUACAGGAACCCAGCUCGUCUACCUGCCCUUCAUGCUAUGUCUGACAGAAAAGGGGAGACAACUCCAUCACUACCUCCAGCUGCUUCAAAGUCAGCAGCAACCAAGUUGCGGUACUGGUACGUGACGGAGGAUCUCCGUCUGGUGACAAAGAAGGAGGAGGCUGCUGUCCUCAUUGAUGAUGUAAUAUCAAUAGGUUACCUGGUGAAGUGUAACUACCAGUGUUUGAUUGAGUCUGGGAAAAAAUACAAGCUUGACACCACGAAACGGCUCGGGGAAGACUUUGUGUAUGCCUACAUUUGUGACCGUGACACAGAUGAUCUGUCUACACCUCCUGAGGAGACUUUGAAACCAGGAAAAAACUCAAAGGCAAAGGCCAAAACUCGAGCUCCAAAGACAAAGAAAAUUGUUGAUGCAAACACAUGUAGUUCAACAGUGUCAAACAGUAGCUCACUACGAGAUCGCCUCCUUGGAAGUGCUCCCACAAUAGACCCUUCACCUGGUGACCAAGAAACACUUCAACACAAUGUUCACACUUCUGAUGAGCUUUUCACGGCCUCAUCGCUACAACACAGAGCUGCUCCAAAGUUCAAGUCAACUUUCCCAAGUCCAGGCAAGUCCAGACGUGUGGAGGAGGGGGAGGAGGAGACGCUGCCCGACAUCACCCCUGCAUUCUCCGCAGCAGGAUCCCAAGCCUCGUCCGUCACUAGCGCCAGCUCCAGCUUGCCACCCCCAGACUUCAGCCUCACCCCCGGGUCCUUUGAUGUAGUGCUGUGCGUGGACAAUCGCGAGUUCUAUGGAGGGAGCAAGUCACAGAGUAAGACGCUGCUGCCGGAGCUGAUAAAGAACGGUGUGGAGUGCGACCUGCGGGAACUGCAGAUUGGGGACAUGUUGUGGAUAGCCAGGGAGAGGCUGCAGCCCCAGCCAGGGCAGCUGCAAAGGCCCAAGGGGAGAGAACUUGUGCUGGACUUCAUCAUUGAGAGGAAGAGGAUGGAUGACCUCGUCAGCAGUAUGAUAGAUGGCAGGUUCAGAGAGCAGAAGUUCCGCCUGAAGCGUAGCGGCAUCGCCAACGCCAUCUAUCUGAUUGAAGACUACGGAUCACUGCAGCACUUCAGCAUCGCUGAAGACAGGAUAAAGCAGGCCAUCGUCAACACGCAGGUUAUCGAUGGCUUCAAGAUGAAGAGGACCAGUGGUGUGAAGGAGACUGUGGCGUACCUCACUGUCAUGACCAGGUAUCUGCAGAGCUUCUAUAGGACCAAGUCCCUCCAGGCAUGUACACCGGAGAUGUUGCGAGAACUGGAUGGCAGUUUCCACAUUGAAGAAUCCGAGAAGCUUCUCACAACGUUCCAGCAUUUCAAUUACGCCUCCGUGAAGAGCAAGGAUCUAACUGUACGGGAGUUGUUCGGUAAACAGCUGAUUCAGUUACAUGGGAUGUCAGCAGACAAGGCCAAGGCCAUCACCGACAGAUACCCUACCCCAACAAGUAUCUUCCGAGCAUAUGACCGAUGCAUCUCCCAGAGAGAGAAAGAAGGGAUACUGGCAAAUAUUAAAGCUGGCAAGGGAAUGAGGAAUCUUGGAUCUGCUCAAAGUAAACAGAUUUACCAGCUGUUCUGCAUAGAAGGCGCCCUCACGUGAUUGCUGGGGAAAUCUCUGACAUAUUUUCUUGAUAUUUCAAAUGAAAUUGAUUCUCCUCAAUUAAAUUCUGCUGAACAGUGAGAACAACAACUGGAGACUUUAGUUUAAUGGUUUCAGUCCUCUAUUUAUCAACUUCCACCAUUUUGACUGAUUGCAAGCAUGUGAUAUUUCCAUCUAAAGUCGGGAAUUAUUUUUUCCCCAAUUCAAUAUGAUAAUUUCUGGUGAAAAAUAUCGGAGGUUUUAAAGCUUUAUAAGUUCUCAGCUUUUCCGUGAUUUUUCUCAUCCUUCUAUCUGAUGCCUGUGAUUGUUCACUUCUGUUAUUUUCGUCAACUAUAGUUGAUCUGUAUAUGGAGGUAAUUCUUCAGGGAAAUACUGGUGGGGUCACACCUAUACAUCUUUGAAAAUAUAUAUGAAGAUAGCGUGCGAUAUCAAGUGUAAUGUGAUUACAUUGAUAAAUGUCAUGUUUUGUGAUGAAGGUUAUUGACAUAACGUUGAAAUAAUGACCACUUGAUGCAACAGAAGUUUGUUUCUAAAUUUCUUGUUAGGAAAAUAAAUUGAUACUAUCAUGCUUUAUUCAUCUGUGAAUGGAUUAUGCAUG